UUACAUGCGCCGGUAGGAGCCCUGUUAGCCGCGGCGCCUCCAGGUUCCAGGCUCAUUCUUCCACAUGUCUGAAGGAGCGGAAGCGGAAUGAGACACCAGAUUUCAAACCACGUAUUGUAGCUAACCGUGUGACGACGGUUACCGUUCCCCUCCAGUCUAUUAGACGUUUAAAUAGACAGCGAAGUUACGGCGGCAGUUUUCCCCUCGCUAGCCGCGUUAGCCAGCCAGCUAGCUCCUUGCCUGACGUCAUUUCCUACUUUUGAAAAUCGCGGCCAGAAAGAGACGCAGCAGAGAGAUGGAGCUGCAAGUGGGCACCGAGCCGAUGACCCUGGGCUCCCCCACCUCUCCGAAGCCGGCCUCCGGGGCUCAGUUCCUGCCCGGCUUCUUGAUGGGCGACCUGCCCGCUCCGGCCAGCCCCCAGCCACGCCCCUUCAGUCUGGCCAUGCCCAUCCUGGAGAGCUCAGGGGCUGGAGGCGGAUCUGCUCCUCAGCCUGUCGUGCCCACCCCCAAAGAUAAAAGUGGAGCCCCGCCAAUCCGCAGUAUCCGUGACGACCUGGUUACUGUAGCCACGCCCCUCAGUGCUCACAGGCAGUCUUUUCCAGUGAUGCAGUCUCCUCUGUCUGCACGUCAGGCCUCAACUCCAGGAACAAGUACAUACUACUGCUACUGCAACUCGCCUGUGUGUGUGUCUGUCUGUUUCUCCUCACCUGUCUGUCUCUCCUCAGGUGUACAGCAGCAGCAGCAGGUGUGUCUGUCUCCAGCUCAGGUUGAUCCUUUCUACAGUCAGGGAGAGACGCUGUCGUCUGACGAUCAGCUGGAUCAGACCUGGAUCACCGUGUUUGGUUUUCCUCCAGCGUCAGCCUCCUACAUCCUGCUGCAGUUCGCUCAGUAUGGAAACAUCCUCAAACACACGAUGGCGUCGCCUGGUAACUGGAUGCACCUUCAAUAUCAAUCCAGGCUGCAGGCCAGGAAAGCUCUGUCCAAGGACGGGAAGGUGUACGGUGACGCCAUCAUGGUGGGAGUGAAACCCUGUAUUGACAAGAGUGUGAUGGACAGCAGUGAAGCCGUCUGCUCCCCCCUCGCCUCCUCCGCCCUCCCCUCCACCCCUCGAUCCGCCAUCAGGCCGCUCAGUGCCACCUACAGGAGCUCCACCAGCGACUACCAGGUGCUCGCAGACAGACAGACGCCCAGGAAAGACGACAGCUUCGUCUCCAAGGCGAUGGAGUACAUGUUCGGGUGGUGAUGUCACACAAAGUGCAUCAUGGGAUACCUGCUGCCUCGGAGGAGAAUCAACGGAUGAACUGAUUCACUACGCUGUGUGUGUGUGUGUGUGUGUGUGUGUGUGUGUGUGUGUGUGUGUGUGUGUGUGUGUGUGUGUGUGUGUGUGUGUGUGUGUGUGUGUGUGUGUGUGUGUGUGUGUGUGUGUGUGUGUGUGUGUGUGUGUGUGUGUGUGUGUGUGUCUGUGUGUGUGUGUGUGUCUGUGUGUGCCCUUGCGUGCGUGUGUGUUUCUCUCUCUCUUUGUAAUGUCAUUUUUUACUGUCAAUGUCUCAAUAAAGUUGUCUCUGAUUUGACUGUUGGGACCAGAACCACGAUCAGUAAUGUA
Molecule: messenger RNA, 1603 nt
Organism: Scophthalmus maximus (turbot)
Lineage: Eukaryota; Metazoa; Chordata; Actinopteri; Pleuronectiformes; Scophthalmidae
Gene: nup35
Product: nucleoporin 35
Exons: 8
Coding region: 296-1243 (315 amino acids)
Biological process (GO): NLS-bearing protein import into nucleus; nuclear pore organization; regulation of DNA-templated transcription
Cellular component (GO): nuclear pore central transport channel; nuclear pore nuclear basket; nuclear membrane
Molecular function (GO): structural constituent of nuclear pore; single-stranded DNA binding; phospholipid binding
Source: RefSeq, a predicted model, not a curated record